AUGCCUCCUCGGACUAACCCUGAUCAUGGUAGCCCUGGACGCUCCCGAACCCCGCUGAACGUCUUCCGAACUGCUCCUUGGAUUGAGCAGUUUGACUCUAGUCCUGAUACUCCUCCGCACCAGGUCCCUGAACCAACCCCAGCUGACGACAACAACGAAGCUGCUCAGUUCCUCCUUGAAGCAACCGAGGCCGACAUCCCUGACACCCCUACUUCGGCUCGUCAGCGCCGCAAUGCCAUCCAUGCCUUGCUCCCGGAGCGUCCCUUUCAGGAUGUCGACUCUCACGCCUUCAACAAUCCUUGGCCCAAUGAGCAGUCCCAGAACCCUGGUCAGCCUGAUGUUUCCCACCGCUGCUCUCAUGACCUAGUUUAUCCCUGCUUUUGUCGCAACAAGGUUGAGCAACGUGGCUCUGUAUGCCGUAACUGCCGCGCCACCCGCUGCUCUGUGAACCGCCUCCUGCGCAUGGGCACUGUUGAUAUGCUUGAGUUGGAACUCCAGCGUGAGAUUGCCCGUCAGCGUGGUGCUAAUCAGUUCCUGUCGGAACUCCAACGCGCUGUCGCUGAUGCACAGCGACAUGAGGAGACUAGACGUAUGCUCGAAACCAAUGCCUCUGGAAAUUGA
Colletotrichum truncatum is the source of this 621-nucleotide messenger RNA. RefSeq lists its product as uncharacterized. The record is from RefSeq and is a predicted model, not a curated record. Lineage: Eukaryota; Fungi; Ascomycota; Sordariomycetes; Glomerellales; Glomerellaceae.